CCUCGGGAAAACGAUACUCUCAGACCUUCAGGCUCCGGGCCCCUUCUUUAUUUUUUUCUCUCUCUCUCUCUCUCUCCGGGAAUUGAACCAUCAGCCAUUAGUGAUUAGUGGAAAGAAGACGAACCUGAAGAAAGAACAAAGAAGCGAUAUUGGUUGAAGAACAAAUCGAUGGAAGGAAAUCCUGUUUCUAACGCUCCUUUAGUCCUUAGUCCUAGAUAGGUAAGACCCAGAAGGGUUUUCAUUUCUGAGAGUCGGCUCCUCAUUCCUUCUUCAGAGAAUAGAGAUCUUAGCGGUAUUGUGGGUCAGGAAGCAACUAGUGAGUAAACUUUCAAGUUCUUCCUUGUACUCUGUUGCCAGAAGGAGCGGUAAAAUAUGCAGUCAUCGAAAGCCAGAAGUUCAUCUUCAGAAGUGCCUCAAAGGACAUCUCCAGGGACACCAAAAGCUGCUUGUCGGCUCAAGACAGAUGGAUCAGAAUGUGACUCAUCUUCUACAAAUCCAGCAAUCAGGACACCAAAGGAUAGAAGCCUGAAACUCACUGAACGCAGGUCACCUAGAAGCCCAUCUGAGAAGAAGCGACCCAACAGAGUCUCUGAGUUGGAAUCUCAACUUGCACAACUCCAGGAGGAUCUGAAGAAGGCAAAAGACCAGUUAACAACAUCUGAGACAUGGAAGAGGCAUGCGCAGCAGGAAGCCGAAGAGGCCAAGAAGCAGCUCUUAGACAUGUCCACAGAGCUCGAAGAGUCCCAGCAGCAGCUUCUGGAGCUGUCUGCUUCUGAGGACUCGAGGGUACACGAGCUCCGUAAAGUAUCUCAAGACCGGGAUCGGGCAUGGCAGUCCGAACUAGAGGCUGUUCAGAAGCAGCAUUCAAUGGACUCAGCUGCCUUGUCCUCUGCCAUGAACGAAAUUCACAGGCUAAAGAUCCAGCUGGAAAUGGUUGCCGAGUCUGAGGCUGCCCAGACCAAGCAGGUAGAAGCUGGAGAAUCUGAGCUCCAGAGAUUGAAAAUUGACCUAGAAGAAACCCUUUCUGUUGUUGCUAGCAUGAAAGUUCAGCUCAAAGACUCUAAAGAAUCCGAAGCUCAGGCCCAGGCACUUGUUAGUGAAACUCUACUACAGCUGGAAACUGCCAAAACAACUGUGGAGAUGCUCCGAUCAGACUCCCUUAAUGCCAAGGAGGCUUACAACAGCCUUGUUUUGAAGUUGGAGCAAUCUAGAGCUCAAGUGAAUUCGCUUGAAGGACUUGUGAGCAAACUUCAGGCAGACCUAGUUGAGGCUAGCAGAAGCCACACCGGAGACACAUCGGGAGAUGGUAGGUCUGCAGGGGAAACCCAGGACCUUGCUGACUCUAAUGAGCUCAGGUUAGAGCUUGAUUCUGUGAAUAUGGAGAUGGGACAAUUAAAGGCUGCACUAGAAGCAGCUGAGGCUAGGCAUCAGGAAGAACAUAUUCAGUACACGAUGCAGAUUCAAAGUGCCUAUGAAAUGGUUGAGCAAAUGAAGUCUGAGGCAUGCAUUAGGGUACCUGAAUUGGAGGCAGAGCUAAAGAAAACCAAGGCUUAUAUUGAAGAGUUGAAAGGAAACCUGAUGGAUAAGGAAACUGAGUUACAGAGAAUUUCAGAGGAAAAUGAGGGACUUAAUAUGACGAUACAACAGUACAAUUCUAGUCCAAGGGAGGACAAACUGGAAGUGGAGUUGCAAAAGUUGAAGGCAGAUGUUACUGAUUUGAAGGCAAAUUUGAUGGAUAAGGAGACAGAAUUGCAGGGUAUAUCAGAGGAGAAUGAGUUGCUUAAGUUGGAAAUCAAGAAGAGGGAAAUAGAGAGUAAAGUGACUGAUGAAGCCAUCGCUGAGGCAGAAGCAGCAAGGGCUGCUGAGAAGGAGGCUCUAAUGAAAGUUGGCUAUGUAACAGAGGAAGCAGAUAAGAGUAGCAAGAGGGCAGCGCGUGUGACCGAGCAGCUGGAGGCAGCACAGGCGGCAAACUCAGAGAUGGAGGUUGAGUUGAGGAGGUUGAAGGUGCAAUCAGACCAGUGGAGGAAGGCAGCCGAGGCAGCUGCUGCUUUUUUCUCAACUGGAAAUAAUGGGAAAUUAAUGGAUAGCUAUGUUAGUGGGAAGAUUGGUUCACCCAAUUCGGAAGAUAUGGAUGACGACUCACCUAAGAGGAAGAACAACGUGUUAAGGAAGAUUGGAGUGUUGUGGAAGAAGGGCCAGAAAUAGACAGAUCAUGUGAGAACUGUUAUUAGUUAAUUGUUAUGCUUCUGGUUGGGCUGUAUCUUUUACUUUUGCUCUGGUUUUUCAAUUUUUGACUUUGAGAUUGAAUUUGUUAUGUGAUAGGUAUGUUGGUUGAUUGGGCUGGCCAAUCUCAAGCAAAUCCUCUUUGUAUAGGUGAUGAGGAAACUGUGAGAACUUAUAUUUCUCUUUUCCUACCCACUGCCUUAUUAAGCAGUAGGUUCUACAGCACUUUUGGAUUAAUGGCAUUAUAGGGGAGUAGGUGAGAUUUUAUAUACAUGAUGAUGAAUUGGGGAAGAGGUAAUCUGUUAAAUUUUCAUGGCUUUGAGAUGGCAGUGCACCUGAAAAACAUAUGAGCUGAUCAAACUAUGUUUUGGAUCUUUAUAUCUCUUUACUUUUGAGCACCAAUUGAAAUGUCAUGUGCAGAAAUUUGGUUCA
Molecule: messenger RNA, 2655 nt
Organism: Macadamia integrifolia
Lineage: Eukaryota; Viridiplantae; Streptophyta; Magnoliopsida; Proteales; Proteaceae
Product: interactor of constitutive active ROPs 3-like
Exons: 4
Coding region: 373-2205 (610 amino acids)
Source: RefSeq, a predicted model, not a curated record